Molecule: messenger RNA, 1142 nt
Organism: Uranotaenia lowii
Lineage: Eukaryota; Metazoa; Arthropoda; Insecta; Diptera; Culicidae
Exons: 2
Coding region: 369-1079 (236 amino acids)
Source: RefSeq, a predicted model, not a curated record
GCUGGUGUUACUUUUGGUUAGAAUAAGUAUCUUCGUUUUGUACUAUGUGCACUACUUCUGGUGUGCCUAUAGGGCCACGCAACUAAGCUAGUUAAUAAGCAUUUUGAGUUUAGCUCAAUCCUUCUGAUCAAUAUUAUCUCCGACCAAUUUUCGGAUAAAUUUGUAAUUUUUUUCAUGAGCCGACUCGCAUCGUCUCAUGAAAAAAAUUUUCUGUUGUGGCAAUGCUGUGUAACAGUGAUGUUUAAACUUGGUUUAAUUAGCAACUCUAAACCAAUUCGGAAGAAAACACAUGUAAGAAACAUUGCAAAUAUUUAAUCAAAUAAAAACCUCAUUUGAACUUCGCUCGGUGUGGCAAAUUGGGUCAACCAAUGCGAAUCACCCUGUUCUUGACAACCUCCAAGGAAAUGACAACUCCGAGCAAACAACCCGGCGCAUUUCGAACAAGGUGCGGUGACAGUUCUUUUUCGUGCCAGCAGUCGUACGAGCAGGACGUACGCCGCCAAGUUUUUAGCAAGGCCAAGGAGAUUGAGGCAAACAAAGCCCACGUGGAACCUGAAAUUGAGAGCCGGAAAAGAGCCCCUGCAAAGGGGCUCUUUUCUUUCGUUCUUUCUCGGAGUUUCAACGGUGCAGAAAUGUGGACGAUGCCGCGUGGCAGGCGGAACAACAAACACCGUUUGUGGAAGGCAUUUCUGGAACCGUCAGGAUGUCCGGGGCCCUAUGAUCGACGACAGAAAACCAUCGGAACCAGGAUUUUCCGAAGUGUCGCGUGUUGCCCGGGAAUUUCAGCAACACAUCAAACGAGUGGAAUGUGCCAUCGAGUUCGGAUCAAUCCCAGGAACAUGGAGGAGCGGCUGCCAUCGAGUGGAAUCGAUGGGUGCCGCCGGGCAUGGAUGGUAGCGGCUACGACAACUGGUGAUGAGAUGCUGCAACGACCGUGGAGGAAAGUGACAAGGCGGCUGGGCCGUUCGUUCCGAAAACCACUUUCAUUUCUUUUGGUGGCGGAAACGAGGGUUGGUCACACGAUGACCGAAAUAUUCCGAGAGCGUUGUCGUUGUCGAGAAAACGCAGGCCACAUGUAAGUGAAUAAUCUUAGAAGUUACACUUUGUGAAAACAUUUGUCGACAGUGGGCCCUCGGUGGCAA